Cornus florida is the source of this 1274-nucleotide messenger RNA. RefSeq names its product large ribosomal subunit protein uL4c. The coding region runs from base 78 to 968 and encodes 296 amino acids. Gene Ontology annotation, molecular function: structural constituent of ribosome. Gene Ontology annotation, biological process: translation. Lineage: Eukaryota; Viridiplantae; Streptophyta; Magnoliopsida; Cornales; Cornaceae. The transcript has 2 exons. The record is from RefSeq and is a predicted model, not a curated record. Gene Ontology annotation, cellular component: ribosome.
ACCAGUGGAAAGGAGUCGCAGUGUCACACAGCUCAACGGAUAAGGCCAAUCUCUCUCUCUCUCUCUCUCUCUCUACAAUGGCGAAUUCAGUAUCAUACUCUGCAAUUUCUUUCUUCUCAUCCUCCGUUUUCAUCACAUCCUCUCACCAAACUCCAAAACUCACCUCAGCACUCAAAACCCCCAAUUCUCUCAAACCCACAAAACCCCUUUCUCACACUCAGACUCACACCUCACCAAUCCGGUCUGAGCUCGCUACCAUCCCAAUCCUCUCCUUCGACGGCGCCAAAAUCGGCGAAACCACUCUCAACCUCAAGUCGGCCCCACCCAACACCGCCCGCGCCGUCGUCCACCGCGGCAUCCUCACCGACCUCCAGAACAAGCGCCGCGGCACCGCCUCCACCCUCACCCGCGGUGAGGUCAGAGGCGGCGGCAGAAAGCCCUACCCCCAGAAGAAAACCGGCCGAGCCCGCCGCGGCUCGCAGCGAACCCCGCUCCGUCCCGGCGGAGGCGUCGUCUUCGGCCCCAAACCUAGAGAUUGGAGCAUUAAAAUAAACCGGAAAGAGAAGAGAUUGGCGAUUUCGACGGCGCUGUCGAGCGCGACCGUGAACAGCAUUGUGGUGGAGGAGCUUGGGGAGAAGUUCGAGAAGCCCAAGACAAAGGAGUUCAUUGCGGCGAUGAAGAGGUGGGGGAUCGACCCGACGGAGAAAUCGAUGUUCUUGUUGACUGAGGUUCCGGAUAAUCUGAAGCUUUCGAGCCGGAAUAUUGGGACUUUGAAGAUGCUGACGCCGAGGACCUUGAAUCUGUUUGAUAUUUUGAAUGCGGAUAAGUUGGUGUUUACAAAGGAGACUGUGGAUUAUUUGAACCAGAUGUAUGGGUAUGACUAUGACGGAGAGAGUGAGGAUGAUGAAUAUGAAGAAGAUGGUACUGAAGGGACCGAGUCAGAAGAAAAUUCUGAUGCAAUAGAGUGAUCAACAAAUUGUUUUCCCCUCGAUUCAUCUACUACAGAGAUACUUUAAGGAGGAUCUCUGCCUUCCCCAAUACCAACCGCUAUGGUAUUUGGCUUUUUUGUACAUCAUCUUUGUUCCAUUUUGCACAAUCUCUUCCUCAACUUGUUCCCGUGUCAUCAACAUUUUCUGGUCACUGACCACUCUCUUCCUUGAAUCCUUCUUAUGGUGUUUUGAUAGUUUCUUCUUAUAGCUUACUCUAUUUGCAGUUUAAUGUUCUGUGAUAUUUUAUAAAAAAAAUAAAAAAAAAAAUUACUGCUUCUCUUGGGA